AUGAUUUCAGAUAUUCAACAAUACGAUCAUGGAACCGGAACACAGGAUGCGGGUCAAGAACAACGACAUCAACAAACACAAGCACGACGACAACCACAACAACAAGAAGAACGGCAACGUUUACGACAACAACAGCAACAAGAACAGCGCGAACGGCAACGUCAACGUCAAGAAAGAAACCAACGACGAUAUGAGCGAUGGCAAGAACGCGUAGCUCAACGACAACAGGAACGAUAUCGACAAGAACGAGAACAACACGAGCACUAUGCAUACUUGCAGCGACGCUCGCCUAACUUUGACGAACUGAUGGAUGAGAUACUCGGAGAACGAGAGCUGGAAGAGUACUAUUUAGAAAGAAUGACUCCACAAGACAGACAGGAAGUUUGGGAACAAGAACAUUUAAACGAACUACAAGGAAAUCCUGCACCUCGAGCGCACGGAUUACCACUAGACGAUACAGAACGGUAUGCAAAAUUCCUUCAGGACCAACUACGGUGGGAUCAACACGAUCAAGCAAUGCGAGUCUACGACAUGCAAAACAACGACUAUGCACAACAAUGCAGAAGAAACCAGGAAUUACUUCGACAAAAAGAAGAGUGGGAAGACCUGGCAUUUCGUCAUCAACAAUUAUAA
This is a messenger RNA of Rotaria sordida, 633 nucleotides long. Lineage: Eukaryota; Metazoa; Rotifera; Eurotatoria; Philodinida; Philodinidae. The record is from the annotation of a GenBank genome assembly.